AUGCUAACGUUGUUCUUGGUUCUCCCAGGCUGCCUGAGGGAGUGGGAUGGCGUCAGCUGCUGGCCGGCGGUGUCAAUUGGCCAGUCCCAAGCAGUGACCUGUCAAGAGGUCCUUCAAGUAUUCAAGAAAUCUCAAGUGUUGAUACGCAGGAACUGCACCGAGUCUGGCUGGAGCAGCCCCAGCCCCCCGUACUAUGCCUGCGAGCUGGAUGGCAGCAAUAAGGACACAGAAGCCAAGGGGGCCUACUUUGCUACCGUGAAGGUGCUUUAUACCUGUGGCUAUUCCACUUCCCUGGCUGCUCUGCUCCUGGCCAUCGGCAUCUUCUCCUGCUUCAGGAAGCUUCACUGCACCAGGAAUUCCAUCCACAUCCACUUCUUCGCCUCCUUCCUAACGCGGGGAGCUGCCGUGCUCAUCAAAGACUCCGUGCUCUUCGCGGAUGAGUCCAUCGAUCACUGCACCAUGUCCACAGUGAACUGCAAAGCGGCCAUUGCCUUCUUCCAGUACUCAGUGCUGGCCAACUUCUACUGGCUCCUCGUAGAAGGGAUGUACCUGCAAACACUGCUGCUGUUCACCUUCACCUCUGACAAGAGGUAUUUCUGGUGGUACACCCUCAUCGGCUGGGGUGUCCCUAUGCUCAUUGUGAGCUUGUGGAUCUUCGCCCGGCUACAAUACGACAACCAUGGGUGUUGGGAUGACUAUGCCAGUCUGUACUGGUGGGUGAUCAAGGCUCCCAUUCUCUUUGCCAUCUUUAUGAACUUCCUCAUAUUCCUGAAUGUGAUCCGAAUGUUAGUGCAGAAGAUUCGAUCCCCUGACGUCGGCAAAAACUACAAGCAACAGUAUAUGAGACUGGCAAAAUCCACACUGCUUCUCAUCCCCCUCUUUGGGGUUCACUACGUGGUGUUCGCCCUCUUCCCAGAACAUAUUGGCGUUGAAGCAAGACUCUAUUUCGAACUGGUUCUUGGCUCCUAUCAGGGGUUCCUGGUGGCUCUGCUGUACUGCUUCCUGAAUGGGGAGGUGCAGGCUGAGAUCCAGAGGAACUGGGGCAAAUGGCAGUCGUCCAUGGAGAGCAAUGUCUUCAACCUGGUGACCCAAGACUUUACAGCCUGAGAAGGGAAAGAGCUGGUGAUAAACAGCUUCCCAAAGCCUGACCGCUACUCCGUGCCCCGCAGCAGCAGCCCCAGCGGGGAGUAGGGCAGCGCCUUGCAUUCCACUUUGCCACCCAGUUUGUUUCAGCUUCCUUGGCCAAACAUACAGAGAUGGGGACUGAGGGAAAAGACCUUGUAGAUCCACUCUAGCCCCUCCCCAGAGAUUGCUGCAGGGUCGUACUCUGCAUUCUAUUCUCCAGGGCUUUGUCCAGCUUUGUGUUCAAUAUCCCAAGAAACAGACCUUCCUCCCCUUCCCUCGGGGAAAUGCCACACAGGCAAAGAUUUUGCACUUGGGAAAAAUUUCCAGAGUCAGGCUGUAUUCUCCAUUCAUUGCCUUCCUCCUAUUUAUAAGUCAUGCACUGCUCUAAUUCACUCUUCUCCCUCCUUGCCAUGGGCCCCCACCCUGCUCUCAGCUGUUGUGACUCACAUCCCCCACACAUAUCCAACCCGCCAGUCUCCUUAGCAGGUGUGUUACCCUUCUUGUAAAUACUUAGGGUUUUUCUCCAUCUUUCUGGUCCUGAGCUGCACAGGAUUCAGUGUCACCUGGCACAGCCUGCCCAGGGCCAGCUGUCGGCAUCGCCUGAUGUGACCUGCCCGGGCCAUAUAGAGAAAGGCAAUUGUAUUCCUGCACCAUGAUGCGCUACCUGCCCCGAAGGCCUCUCUUUUGCUGCCAUAGUGUGUUUGUUCUUUACACUCACUCCCAAGGCAUUUCAGCCUGGUUACUGGCAGGUUUUUCUCCUCUCCCCCAAGACACUUUUUCUCGGGUGGCUUUGCAUGUUUUCAAGCUGAAUCUUAUUUUCUGUGAUUCCUGUUCCUCUUCUUGGUGCUCACAGCUCCUCCUGGCUUAGUGCCAUCUGUAGAGUUCGUCAGCAUGUGGCUUUCUCCCUCUGCCCAGCCCAGUAAUGAAGAUGUUGGCUGAGGCCAGCCCUUGCACAACACACAUCCCCAGCUGUGUGCCUUGGUGUUUACGGCUGGCUGAUACUUCACCCUUUGGCUUUGGUUCUUUUAGCCCUGUCCCUGCCCACAGGACAGGCUUCCCACACCCGGCAGUUGGAAUCAGAGUGGACAGGGUUCGCUCCUGUGCAAGAAGCCAGCAUUAGGGCGAGGUCCUGCUUCAGUCCCACUUUUUUAGGCUUUUAAUGAUGUCUUGGCUUCAUGCAGGCCCUGUGCAUGGGGUGGAUUUCGCCCUGUAGCAGGAUUUGGUGAGACACUGAACUGGGCUCUCCCCAGAGCUGAGCACCAUAGGCUGGGUGCACACUGGGUGCUGAAUGCCUCUGAAAAUCUGGCCCUGUGUCAAGCCAUCAUCAUCACCAGUCUUCCCACACCAUCAGGGUGUAUGUAGCCUUUAUUUUUAUUUAAAGGUAAUUUUAGUGCUGUUCUAUUACACCAUCGAGGGCUCGGCUCUGGCGGCCACAGUUCAGCAGAGCUCUCUCUGCCCGUUCUAGCUCUAGCGCUCAUAGGAACAUAUGAAGCCGUAAGCACGUAACAGACAAUCACAAGAAGAAGGUUUAUUAUCUUGUAUCCAUUUUAUUAAUGUUACCAAAGCAUGUACAACACCUAGAUCUAUCCAGGCACCAGUUCUAACUGCAGCCAGACUCAUAUCCUCCUAGACAGCAUUAGGAUCUGGUGGGUCUCUCAUGGAUUGAUCACCAGUACAGGGAUGCUUCCUGCUGGAGUUUGCCCAUAGGAAGCUCAAUUUCCCCGCUCCGGGCACCCCCUUUUUAUAAUGUGAUUCUGCCUGUACUUAUAGUCCGUGCAUGUACAUGUGUCACCCCUCUUUUUCAUUAUUGGUCCUCUAAAAACAGAAGGGACCCCGAUUUCUAUAGAAUCAUAGACUAUCAGGGUUGGAAGGGACCUCAGGAGGUCAUCUAGUCCAACCCCCUGCUCAAAGCAGGACCAAUCCCCAACUAAAUCAUCCCAGCCAGGGAUUUGUCAAGCCUGACCUUAAAAACCUCUAAGGAAGGAGAUUCCUCCACCUCCCUAGGGAACCCAUUCCAGUGCUUCACCACCCUCCUAGCGAAAAAGUUUUUCCUAAUAUCCAAAAAAGGUCAUGUCUAGGUCAUGUAGGUUCUCUUUAUUCUCAUUGGCAUUGACGCACAAUCUGUAUCAGAUGCAUGUGGGAGACAGAUGUGCCUCUACCACAUUUUUAUGAUUUAAAAUUAAUCUUCCAGCUAAUUUUUCACAAUGUUACCCCUUAGUGCCUCUUUUCCCAUCACCUCAGCGCAUCGGGUUAUUCUUCAGUCACUUACUUCUGUCAGCAUUUCUUAGCUCCAGGGCCUAAAAUAGCUAAGCUAAAAUCUUGCAGGUCUCAGCCUACAAGUCUUGCAUUUCAGCCUUUCUUACUUAGCUAUCUAAUCCCUGAUUCCCUCUAACUACUGUUCAGGUUUAUACUUCUAUCAUCCUACAACUUAACUCGAUUUACCAUACAAUGCUUAUAUAUAACAUGACAUGGUGAUUAAUCAUAACAUCACCCAAUAACUGGAUAAUAAACUAAAAUCAUUGGCUACAAGGGGCACCAGGCAGGAGUUAAACUGCGCCAGUUGUUCCUAUUUUGGGCUUGUUUUAUAUGCUGAUGUAAUAA
This is a messenger RNA of Chrysemys picta bellii (western painted turtle), 3726 nucleotides long. Its product is annotated as vasoactive intestinal polypeptide receptor 1-like. Gene Ontology annotation, biological process: cell surface receptor signaling pathway; adenylate cyclase-modulating G protein-coupled receptor signaling pathway. NCBI's taxonomy places the organism in Eukaryota, Metazoa, Chordata, Testudines, Emydidae. The record is from RefSeq and is a predicted model, not a curated record. Gene Ontology annotation, cellular component: plasma membrane. Gene Ontology annotation, molecular function: G protein-coupled peptide receptor activity; peptide hormone binding; vasoactive intestinal polypeptide receptor activity.